This is a messenger RNA of Fusarium subglutinans, 1341 nucleotides long. RefSeq names its product monocarboxylate transporter 2. Bases 1 to 1341 code for a protein of 446 amino acids. Lineage: Eukaryota; Fungi; Ascomycota; Sordariomycetes; Hypocreales; Nectriaceae. Gene Ontology annotation, molecular function: transmembrane transporter activity. The transcript has 5 exons. Gene Ontology annotation, cellular component: fungal-type vacuole membrane. Gene Ontology annotation, biological process: transmembrane transport. The record is from RefSeq and is a predicted model, not a curated record.
AUGGCCGCAUCAGAACCAAGCCGUCAUCAAUCCCUCUCUUCCCCCGCCUCUGACGACGAUCGCCCUUCCCAAAUCGAGCCGUAUAGCGAAAAAGCCCCCUCGCAGCAAGAAGGGACGUCAGCACCAGAUUUCGGUCCUCCGCCUGAUGGAGGGUUCCAAGCUUGGCUUGUUGUGACUGGUGGCUUUUUCGCUGUAUUUGCCAGUUUCGGGUGGAUUAACUGUAUCGGCAUAUUUCAAGAUUACUAUGAGCAGAAUCAACUCAAAUCGUACUCUUCUAGCGAUGUAGCCUGGAUAUCAUCCAUCGAGUCAUUCAUGCUGUUUUUCUGGGGUCCAGUUGUCGGCUACAUGACAGAUAAUUACGGCCCUCGUAUUCCGAUUCUCAUCGGCUCAUUUCUACAUGUUUUCGGUCUGAUGAUGACGUCCCUAUCAAAGAAGUAUUAUCAGAUUAUUCUAUCUCAAAGUAUCUGCAGUGCAUUGGGCUGUUCAUUCCUCUUUUACGCGCCUAUCGCUGCUGCUGGAACAUGGUUCAAGCGUCACCGUGCCAUCGCUUUUGGAAUCAUCACUGCUGGAUCCAGUCUCGGCGGUGUUGUCCUUCCGAUCAUGGUGAAUAAGCUUGUUGUACGAGUUGGCUUCGGCUGGGCGAUGCGAUCCGUGGCAUUCCUUUUCCUGGGGCUACUUGUUAUCGCCAAUAUUACCAUCAAGUCAAGACUGCCGCCGCCGAGAAGAAAGUUUAACAUCCAAGACUUCAUCACGCCGUUCAAGGAAAUGCCAUUCCUUUUGUUGACCGUCGCCGGAUUCAUGCUUUACCUUGGCUCCUUUUUGCCGUUCAACUUCAUCAUUGUGCAGGCGAAGGAACUUGGUGUAUCAGAUAGCUUGGCUCAAUAUCUGGUCUCUAUCGUCAAUGCGGCUUCCACCUUUGGCCGUCUUGUUCCCGCAUACUUCGGCGAUCGCAUUGGUGUCUUCAACGUUAUGAUCCCAUUGACCUUACUGGGAGGCAUCUUCACUCUUACGGUGUGGCUAACAGCGCACUCUACAGCUUCGGUCAUUGCAUAUGCAGCUCUGUAUGGUUUCGCGUCCGGCUGCACUUUGUCAAUUGUACCAGCUAUGGUUGCUAGCUUCUCUGAUGUUCGCAGCAUCGGAACCCGCAGCGGCGCACUCUAUGGUGUUUCCGCCAUUGGCGUCCUUAUUGGUAGUCCAGUUGCUGGAGCCAUCGUCAGCGCAGAGAAUGGAAGUUUCUCUGGAUUAAUUAUCUUUUGCGGUGUUACGAUUCUGGCGGGUGCUGUAUUUGCGAUCAUGUCGAGACAGGCGCUGACCGGGGGUCAAUGGCUGAAGAAGGUUUAA